AUGUGGGUGGUGACUAACUACGAACGGCUGGUGUGGACGGCCCGACAUCCGGAAUAUUUUUCCUCCGAAGUUGCGCUGCGCGAUACCGCCCCGCCGUCUCCGUCCAUUCCGGAAGAGGACAUGGAACUGUUUGGCGCCGUGAGGCAGUGGCUCGCCGCCCGUUUCACUCAGAACGACGGCGCCGCGCACAAGGAAAAGCGCAAGGUGGUGCACGGUUUCUUCACGCCCAAGGCGAUGGAAACCUGGCGUCCGCUGGUGCGUCAAACCGUCAGUGAUUUGCUAGACGAUUUACAGGGCGCGGGCCGCAUGGACGUUAUGCACGAUUUCGCCACGCCGCUCACCUACAGCAUUAUCGCCGGCCUGAUGGACAUACCGGAGAGCGACCGCGCGUUCGUGAAGGAACUUUCGAGUCAGAUGUGCGGCUUCGACGGCAAUGACCCCAAUCGCAUCCGCAAUUUCGCCGCCGGCGUGCAGGCCGUAACCGACUACCUGGCUCCCAUCGUGGCCGAGCGGGUGCGGGACCCCGCCGACGACCUGCUGUCGGUCAUUUGCAAGGGCGAAAUAAUGGGCGCCUACACUCGCGAUGAGGUGUUGGCCAAUGCCCUGCUGCUGCUGGUCGCCGGCCACGAAACUACCAACGACCUGAUCUCCAACGGCGUGCUGGCCUUCGCGCAGAAUGCCGACCAGUUUGACCUGCUACGUUCCGAUCCGGACACCCACGUGGUCAACGCGGUGGAAGAGGUUUUACGUUACGAUUCGCCCCUCAAAUCCAUCCAGCGCAUUGCCACCCAGGACGUGGACAUGGGAGACGGGCAGCGCGUGUGGAAAAACGACCGCGUUCGCUGGGUCAUCUCAUCCGCCAACCGGGAUCCGGAGGUCUUCGAGAAACCCGACGAUCUGGAUAUUGGUCGCAACCCCAAUCCCCACGUAUCCUUCGGCAGCGGUGUCCAUCACUGCCUGGGCGCCACGCUGGCCCGCCUGGAAGGACAGGAAGCCUUCGCCGAGCUGGCGCGUCGCUACGAGGGUUUCCAACUGGAAUGCGAUGCCGCCGAACUGGAAUACUUGCCCAGCGUGGGCCAGCGCACUUUGCUAAACCUACCGGUUGACACCCGCUAG
This is a messenger RNA of Geodia barretti, 1116 nucleotides long. The record is from the annotation of a GenBank genome assembly. NCBI's taxonomy places the organism in Eukaryota, Metazoa, Porifera, Demospongiae, Tetractinellida, Geodiidae.